GAUACCGGACUCGAAGCAGACCAAUGGGCGCAUCAGAGUCCAAGCCCGGCGAUGGAGCCCGCAAGAAGAUCGCUUUGCACGUCUUGCGCGUGGCAGAGAAUUCGCCGGCAGCUCACGCAGGCAUAGAGCCCUUCUUUGACUUUCUCAUGGGCAUCUCAGGCUUCGCGCUGACUGAGGAUGUCGAUGCGUUCACCGAACAAAUCGAGCGCUCAGAGGGGCAAGAGAUUCUGCUCCAAGUCUGGUCAUCAAAACGUCAAGAGCUACGGGAUGUCGAGCUUGUUCCCAGUCGGUCUUGGUCGAUGCAACCUAGGAAAGGUCAAAUAGCUCAUGACGACGCCGAACCGUCUUUGCUGGGCCUAUCGAUGCGCCUGUGCAACCCAGAGGGUGCGCUGGAACAAGUCUGGCAUGUAUUGGAGAUCAUGGAAGGCAGUCCAGCUGAAAGCGCAGGCCUGGUCCCCUAUGGCGACUACAUCAUAGGCUACGCAGGCGGCGUACUACGCGGAGAGGGCGACUUCUACGAGCUUGUAGAAAACCACGACGAAAGGCCACUGCGCUUGUUUGUCUAUAAUUCUGACUUUGACAUCACUCGCGAGGUUGUACUCGUACCCAAUAAAUCUUGGGGCAACGGCGAUGGUCUACUAGGCUGCGGCAUCGGAUACGGUCUGCUGCACCGAAUACCGCGGCCACAAGAACGGCCACCUCGGCCCUUGAAUGGGCAUACGUACUCACAAACACAUCAGCGUGCCGAAACAUACCCAGACGAAGAGGAGCAACACUCUCAUGGCAUCCUGAGCAGUACUGGCGUCCAAGUGCUUCCAUCCAGCUCUCAGCCGUCUACGCCAUCGAGGUCAGUCAUACCUGACAGAAGGGCGCUCUCGCCAAGCAAGAGAGUGCUCUCGCCCGGCGUGAGCUUACCUUUGCCACCCAAAUCGCCUUCGUCUUCCACAUCGGAUACCAGGCGGAGCUCAGUCAUCAUACCAAUUCAGGAGCAAUCAGAGGACGACACUGUAUGAAACCUUGCUGUUGACAUUGCAAUGCUGCUGUAUAUAUCCACUGACGU
Molecule: messenger RNA, 1060 nt
Organism: Mixia osmundae IAM 14324
Lineage: Eukaryota; Fungi; Basidiomycota; Mixiomycetes; Mixiales; Mixiaceae
Exons: 6
Coding region: 24-1013 (329 amino acids)
Biological process (GO): Golgi organization
Cellular component (GO): Golgi apparatus
Molecular function (GO): protein binding
Source: RefSeq, a predicted model, not a curated record